AUGGACAGCAUUCUGAGAUUCGCACAUUUGUCCGGACCCAGCCUCCGUGUGCCAUCGAAUGGCCAGUCCAUCGUCCCAGAGCCAACGGGCAUCGACUCAACAGUAUCUCGAGAAACCGCCACGCAUCCCAGCACAAUCCGAACACCAUCACUACCCCAACGCUUCAGUCUGCGAGACUCGGCCGUGCUGGAGGCGCUCCAUUCCAUUCGCGCUGCUAAGGUACCGUCCAGCAGCCGCUAUGAACCGCCAAGGUUCGAUCGCACCGAGAGUGAGUCGACGGCCCGGGACUCGUGUCUCGAGCCAGCCUUGGAUGCGACGGUCUCCGGCUUCCCCAAGACCCUGGGCGUCAAGCUGCUGGCUUCCGAACAGAAAACAAAUCCCGAAUGCCCAUGCUGCCAAGCCAUGGCGCUCCGGAUAGCCGGUGUUUGUUCACUCAUGACCCGGCUCGAGGCCGAGCUGGCACAUGUGCGAAGCGACCUUGCGGACAAGACUCAAGAGCGAGACAUGCUGCUGGCCGAGGUCGAGCAGCUCUCACAGAUGCUCUUUGAAGAAGCCAAUCGGAUGGUCUCGGAAGAGCGCAAGACGGCAUCCGAGCUCGCGCAGAGCAAGGCCCAGCUGGAACGAACUGUGUCGAUCCUCAAGAGCAGCAUUACAGCAGCGCUCUUGUUCCAGCAAUGCGACCGACAAGCACAGGCCGAGCGAGCAAAAACCCAGCCUGGCCUACGAAAGGGGAUCAGCUUGGUCGAGCCGGGAUCCCUGGAAGCAGCAUCGGCCCAAGUUGCCGCUGUUGGCUCAAAGGUAAGCACUACACCGCCGCAUGCAGUGGCUCGGGAGUAG
Molecule: messenger RNA, 837 nt
Organism: Polychytrium aggregatum
Lineage: Eukaryota; Fungi; Chytridiomycota; Chytridiomycetes; Polychytriales
Exons: 2
Coding region: 1-837 (278 amino acids)
Source: RefSeq, a predicted model, not a curated record